Rhopalosiphum maidis (corn leaf aphid) is the source of this 2570-nucleotide messenger RNA. Its product is annotated as UDP-glucuronosyltransferase 2B2-like. Lineage: Eukaryota; Metazoa; Arthropoda; Insecta; Hemiptera; Aphididae. Gene Ontology annotation, molecular function: UDP-glycosyltransferase activity. The record is from RefSeq and is a predicted model, not a curated record. The coding region runs from base 663 to 2207 and encodes 514 amino acids. The transcript is spliced from 5 exons.
GUUUAAUCUGUUUAUAAGUUAUAAUGGACCCGUUUCUAUUAUGGCAUAUGUAGUAAAUAGUAAAUAUUUCUCCCUGAUACCUUGAUACCUAACCAAUAAACUAUAUAUUUCAUGGUAAAGAUUACGAUCACGUACAUCAGUAUUCUUAGAGAGAUACCAUUCCUAUGUAUUAUAUAUUUAUACAUCAAGGUUUUUAAAUGCUCUUAUAUCGCCUAACGUUAAUUGCGUAUAUUUAUAAUUAUGUAGCCAUUUAGGUAUGAUGUAUGUUUAGUGUUUAGUUACCUAUGUGUGUACCUUGAACCUAUGUAUAAUAUUAUGUAAUAUCUACUUUCAGUUUUUUUUUUCAUAAAAAUACUAAAGUAAAGCCUUCAACGGACACUUUUGAUAGUCUCGUGAUUAUUCAUUAUUAUACAGGUUUCAGUGGAUUUCACUGUAUAAUUUAAAAUAUUAUUAAUAUUAAAUUAGAACUGCGUAAGCCACUAUACGGUUUACCAAAAUAUAUUUUAUAUAGUUUUUAUGAUGUAACUACUACGGUGUUUGCAUUAUUUCAUUAGUUACCUCCAUUAUAAAUUAUUGAAUCUUUAACCAAAAUAGUGAUGACUGAUGACUAAUUGGCUUUCAACAUUUCAUAUCUUGAAUACAGUAACCGUAGAAAAUAAACCAUGUCGAGCUUCGCAGCGGUGUUGAUUGUGAUUUGCGUGUGUUCAGCGUUGCUCCAACGUACGCCUGUCAAUGCCGCAAACAUCCUGGCAGUGCAGACGAUUCCUGGUAAGAGCCACUGGAACGUGAUGCGGGCUGUGCUGCGGGUGUUGACUGACCGUGGCCACACCGUAACUGUGUUCACACAGUUUCUAGAUGGUGACCGAGACGGUUAUAUCGAAGUGGACGUGUCCGAGCAAACGGGACCGCGACUAGGCCUAGACGCCUCGUUCUUGAUCGAAAACUUCGGAACCACGCGAAAGUUGAUGGCGAACAUGGAGAUAGCCACCCGGACGAAUUGCGAUACGAUUUACAAACAUCCACGUAUGGUGGACAUCUUGAAAGGCACAUCGGCGAGGAAAUUCGAUUUAGUCAUCACAGAACCACUGGUGUCCGAGUGCGUGGCGUACAUGGCCACCGUGCUCCGCGUGCCUAUGAUAUAUGUUGUUCCGCCGCCGAUCGUCACGUACCUGGAACGUCCUUUGACCGGCCACGUUUCAAAUCCGGCGGUCGUGGGGCACGUUCUGUCAGGUCACGGCGUUCCGGUAACAUUCGCACAGCGUUUUGCCAACGUGGUGCUGACGAUAUACUGUUCAACGUUGAAGUGGUACAACGAACGGCAGCUCCGUCUUGCCAGCCCUCAACCGUACGAUACCAUGGACCUGGUCAAACCUUCGAUAAUUUUCACCAACACACAUUUCAUUACUGAACCAGCUAGGCCGCUGACGCCUGACGUCAUCCAGAUCGGCGGCAUUCAUUUAACUCUGCCAGAACCGAUACCGAAGGACAUUUUGGAAUUCAUUGAUGAUGCGCCUCAUGGAGUGAUUUACUUCACGUUUGGUUCGGUGGUUUCGAUGUCGUCGUUACCGGAAAAUGUUCAGAACGCGUUCCGAAAGGCACUCGCUCAAGUUCCGCAAAAAGUGUUGUGGAAAUACGAAGGAGAAAUGGAAGACAAACCGAAGAAUGUGAUGACACGGGAGUGGUUUCCGCAACGUGAUAUACUUUUGCAUCCCAAUGUGAAACUGUUUAUCAGUCAUGGGGGCAUAUCCGGAGUGUACGAAGCUGUGGACGGGGGUGUUCCUGUAAUAGGAUUUCCCUUUUACUACGACCAACCAAGAAAUAUUGACAAUUUGGUGAACGCCGGAAUGGCAAUCUCUAUGGAUCUGUUAUCUGUUACUGAAGAGACAUUUUUAAACGCCGUUUUGGAGAUUGUCAUUAACGAUAAGUACCAGAAAAACGCUAAAAUAGCUUCCGAACAGUUCAAAGACCGAUCCAAGUCACCCGCGGACUCUGUAAUUUACUGGACUGAGUACGUUUUACGUCAUAACGGUGCACCUCAUUUAAAAUCCCAUGUUCUAAAUCAGACAUGGUAUCAAUAUUUUUUAGUUGAUGUAAUAAGCACAAUUUUAUUUAUUGCGUUUUUUAAUUUGUUUAUAAUUUAUUAUGGACUAAAAAUGAUGUAUAAACAUAUUUUUAAGUUUUACUGUAAAAGAAAGACCGUAAAAUAAAAAUUUGAAUUUAAUGCAGUUAGAUAUCAUUCACAAAUAAUGAAUACUUUACUUUAAUAGUUAAUACGUAUUACAUUUAUGAAUAAUAUAUGAUAUUAAAAUAUUGGUAUAAUUAGUUUCUAAUGCGAUAUAUUCUACAUAAAUGAAUACAAGUUAAAUGAAUAAUACGUACUUACGUACAAAUAAACAAUACACGUAUAUAACAUCAUAAACAACAUGUCUACAUGUAAGCAAAAUCUGAUUAAGACCAACUAUAGCCUUGUUGGUCCUCUAUCAAUGGAAGAAUAAAAAUAUAGUCCAUAUACAUAUACAUUAAACAUUAUAAUAUUGGCGUAUUGGCCAUAUUAGCGUAGGUGCACAUAA